Molecule: messenger RNA, 2003 nt
Organism: Carcharodon carcharias (great white shark)
Lineage: Eukaryota; Metazoa; Chordata; Chondrichthyes; Lamniformes; Lamnidae
Gene: nsun3
Product: NOP2/Sun RNA methyltransferase 3
Exons: 7
Coding region: 51-1205 (384 amino acids)
Biological process (GO): rRNA methylation
Cellular component (GO): mitochondrial large ribosomal subunit
Molecular function (GO): methyltransferase activity
Source: RefSeq, a predicted model, not a curated record
UGGGGUUGGGGUCCGGAGGGAAGGGGGAGGCUGCACUGGGGCCGGCCGUUAUGGUUCGGGGACGGGGAACAGCCCUGGCCUUUUCACUCGCACAGGCCGGCUGCGGCGGUAAAGGUGUCCGCCUCACUUCAUCCCUCGUUCGGUUUAAGUGUUGGACGGUCGCCGAGCAACCCGGACAGAGCGGCGGUCCCGGUCCGAGGCCCCGGCAACAGAUAAACAAGAAACCUCGACAGAAACCACAGAAACAAAUUUGUAAACCUGUUUUGGAAUAUUUUGAUGAAAGAUAUGGACAAGAACUUGGUGAAUUGUGGGACAAAGUCAGAGAAGUGCUCCUGCUUCCUUCAGACUGGCAGUACGCUGUGCUUGUGAACAAAUUCAGUCAAUGUGUGACAUUUGAACAGUAUCUGCAAUCUCAAGGAUAUUACAAUUUCCUACCAGAUGUUCUACCUUUUUCCCAGCAUUCUUUGCGAUGUUACAUCAGCAAUAUCCAGUACCAGUUCCCCAGACUCCAACAUCACACUGAUAGGUUGAAGGAGUAUUACCUUCUGAAUGCAGCCUCUUUGUUGCCUGUCCUCGCAUUGGAUGUGCACGAUGGCGAGUGUGUGCUAGAUAUGUGCGCUGCUCCUGGAGGGAAAUCUUUGGCAAUAUUGCAGUAUGCCACACCAGGUAAUUUUCUCUGCAAUGAAUAUGACAGUUUGCGACACAGACGGCUGAAGCAAGCACUUGAAUCUUUUAUACCUAAAGACUUAAGAAGCAUAAUUUCUGUGACUGACCUGGAUGGCCGACACAUUGGUCCACGGUGGCCACAAAUGUAUGACAAGGUACUAGUGGAUACACCAUGUUCGAAUGAUCGAAGUUGGCUCUUCUCCUCUGAUGUCCUUCAGGCUUGCGUGAGGAUUACACAGAGGCCUUACUUACCAGUUUUGCAGAGGCAAUUACUCAGGUCAGCUCUUGAGGCACUGCGUCCUGGAGGGACUGUGGUUUAUUCUACAUGCACACUGUCUCGAGCAGAAAAUGAUGAUGUUGUGGCCUCUGUCUUGAAUUCUUAUGACAACAUUCAGGCUGUGGACUUAACAGGCUUGGCACGUUCCCUCACUGAUAACUUCAUGUUUGCUGAAGGUGUGCAGCAUGGACAGUUAAUCGUGCCAGAAAGAGGGAAAUUUUGGGGCCCUAUGUAUGUCAGCAAAUUGUGCAAGUUGCACUGAUUUUCAAUUAAGAAUUCAAAAACUGCCCUUUGCAAGUAUGGUUGGCAAGUACAGGAGAGAGCUGAACACAGAUACUGCAAACAAAACUCAGAUGGUAGUAGCUCUAAGUGGAGUAUUUGUAUAUUCUAAUGUAUCCUAAGUGUUUUACACUCUAUGAAUGCAUUUUCUUUAGGUUAAAGAACUAAAUAUAAUCUGCAAAGAUUAAUCUAAACAAUAGCAUAUUAUGGAAGAACUGCAUCGUUAUUCAAAUUUACAAGGAGGCUCGGAAUAAAAAUCCUAAAUGUGAACAUAUUUAAGUAGAUAUUUGGUAGCACUAAAUAUUGUUUCAACAUUAUCUGGUAAGGAAGAGAAGAUGCAAAUAAGAUUAUUUUAUUCCUUUUUGUAAUUCUUCGAUCUGUGCCAAAAAAAAAGCUACUAAACAGGUGGGCAAUCAAAGUUUUUAAAAAACGUAUUUCUCCCUGCUGGCCUAUAUUUAUUUAACUACCUGCAGUGAGUAAAAAUAUCACAGAUAUUUCCCAGGAAUCAAUCAAAAAUACAUACUUCACUCUUGCUGGAGAGAUGUCUUAAAAAUUCUUCCCAUGUCUUUUUGAUUUAGAUGUACAUUCCUUCUCCAUUUCCACACUGAUGACCAGCUCUUUGUAACAGCUCUGAUCUAGCUGGAGUAUGGGUUUAAGAGGUUUUGGUGGUGGUGGAGUGUAUCAUUCUGGUAGUAUCAAAAAUUAGCUCAUCUCUUCCUUGCCGCAUAGUAAAAGGAAAUCCUAAAUCACUGUAAACAUUAAAUGAUAAUGGAAAUCUGUA